This is a messenger RNA of Vespa velutina, 1443 nucleotides long. RefSeq lists its product as uncharacterized. Lineage: Eukaryota; Metazoa; Arthropoda; Insecta; Hymenoptera; Vespidae. The coding region runs from base 116 to 1312 and encodes 398 amino acids. The transcript has 4 exons. The record is from RefSeq and is a predicted model, not a curated record.
CGAGCAUCGAGAGAGCCACACAGAAAACCGGCUAAUUUGUUAGAUAAAGAUCUACGGUGAGAAGGAAGAACACCAAGAGAAAAUAGAACUGCUUGAUUCUAUUUUGACACUGACAAUGCAGUUGGCGGUGUUGUGCGUUCUUAUGCUGGCAGUUUAUGAACCUCUUCUUGUUCAUGCAAAAAAAUUAGUAGUAGUUUACCCUCGGCAAAUACGACGUAGCCCGAUGAUACCAUGGCGUCAAAAGUUGUCAAAUUUUAAAAAGACAUCUUACAGAAAUAACGAAUUUUAUAAUAUGCAUCAUGAACAUCCUGCUCCACAUUUCUAUGGACCUAGACCUGUUUAUCAAAGGGGCCCACCUUUUCCGCAUGGUGGUGAUGAUUUCGAUCAUGGUUACGAAGUUAAUCAUGUGCAUGUACCACAUAGUAAAGAUAUCAGUCAUAUGAUCUCUUUUGGCAAGGGAUACGUUCCCUAUGAUAAUAUCAGAGGUACAUUUUCAUUAGACAAUAACAAAUACACAGAUAUGAUAGAAUAUGGUAAUAAAUAUAUCGAGCCCAGUCAUGCUUCCACAAAUUAUUCACCAACGGGAUCAGAAUACAAUACUCCACCGUCUGGUUACAUGCAAGAAAAUAUUUUCAGUGAUUCUUAUUUUUCCGAUCUAAAGGGUACGGAUCUUCAAAAUAGAAAGAACGAGGAUGUUAAGAAUUACAUACCACGAGCUAUCAAUAAUGAAUUGACGAAGUCUAUGGACGGUGUUCUUGAAAUGAACAAAGAUGUUAAUCCUAAGAAUCCAGUAUAUUAUAAGGAUACAGGUUAUCAGGAUAAUAAAGCGGAAGGUGCUGUAAUUGUUCCGGUUGGUAUUCCAUCGGCUACAAUAGGUGGCAGCAAGGAAGGUAUUAUUUUUCGUGAUAGCGUGUCAUUGGAUGAUUACAACAAAAAGGUUGAAGGGUUCACCAAAAAUUGGCCUCGUUUAUUGGGUGCCGAUUCUCUUCCUCAAUCACAGAUUAUCAGUUCGAUCAGUUCGAUCGAUGAUUCUACUCUUUUACAACAACAACAACAACAACAACAUCAACAGCAAUUAAUAAAUCCUUUACCAAGUCCAGCUGCUCUAAUAGGAGCGAACUAUCCUGUUUCUGGUUCAAAUUGGUUUUCGGAAUUUGCACAACCCAAAAGAGGAUAUGCUGUGAAAGAGGAACUAAUGGAACCACCUCACGAUUUUCGUACUAUGCCUAUUCAAACUUCACCCAUUCAGAGUUUCCCUAUUGGGAUAAAUGUUGGACCAUCUGUUUUGCCUCCCAUGAUUCAUGUACGAUGAAUACAAGAAACAAACAACUAAUGUGAUAACGCAACUAGCUUAUUUAUGUAUGAUACUUUUCUAUUUAUAUUUAUUUUUAUUGAUAUAUAUACAUAUAUGUGUAUGUAUAUGUAUAUAUAUAUGUAUAUGUA